Mercurialis annua (annual mercury) is the source of this 745-nucleotide messenger RNA. Its product is annotated as fatty acyl-CoA reductase 2, chloroplastic-like. Gene Ontology annotation, cellular component: intracellular membrane-bounded organelle. NCBI's taxonomy places the organism in Eukaryota, Viridiplantae, Streptophyta, Magnoliopsida, Malpighiales, Euphorbiaceae. The transcript has 2 exons. The record is from RefSeq and is a predicted model, not a curated record. Gene Ontology annotation, molecular function: alcohol-forming very long-chain fatty acyl-CoA reductase (NADP+) activity. Gene Ontology annotation, biological process: long-chain fatty-acyl-CoA metabolic process; suberin biosynthetic process. The coding region runs from base 70 to 624 and encodes 184 amino acids.
GAAAAUCAUUUAAAAAAGUUGAUUAUUAGUUUGCUUUUGUAUGGUGACUCUUUAUAGGUCCCAGCAGACAUGGUGGUUAAUGCAAUAUUGGCAGCUAUAGCAAAGCAUGGCAAGAAAAAAGAAGCCAAUGUCAACAUCUACCAUGUAGCUUCAUCAAUUGUAAAUCCAUUGACAUUGGAGCAACUGUUCGGCCAAUUUUAUGAGCACUUUAAAUCAUCACCACGUUUUGAUCCUUAUGGUAGAGGUACACCAGUCAAUGUCGAAACACCAUUGAAGUUGUAUUCAAAUAUGGAAGAAUUUUCCAUCCAUUUGGAGAAAGAUAUAGGCCGAGAACGCGCUCCUAUGGCAACGUACUUCAAAAAUUCACGAAAAGCUGAAACACUGAUUCAGAAAUUGAAGGAGUAUACUACACAUAUGGCUACUACGUAUAAACCGUACUGCUUCUACGAAGCAAGGUUUGAUUGCAACAAGUUGCAGAAAUUGAUGGAAAGCAUGUGUGAAGAGGAGAAGGAAGAGUUUGGAUUUGAUUUUCAGAGUAUUGAUUGGAAUCAUUACAUAAAAAAUAUUCAUAUUCCUGGCCUAAGAAAGCAUGUCUUGAGGGACAAUCAACAGCCUGUGCUUUGAGUUCUUCUGCUUUUUAGUGCAAACUUAUCUCGCAAACUUUGUUCCAAGGAGUGAGGUUUGUUCCAUCAGCUUGAUAAAAUAUUGAUUCAUAACAGAAAAAGCAGUUUUGUCUUGGUUCUCA